Zootoca vivipara (common lizard) is the source of this 1716-nucleotide messenger RNA. Its product is annotated as ribonuclease pancreatic. The record is from RefSeq and is a predicted model, not a curated record. Gene Ontology annotation, biological process: defense response to Gram-positive bacterium. Gene Ontology annotation, molecular function: RNA nuclease activity; nucleic acid binding. Lineage: Eukaryota; Metazoa; Chordata; Lepidosauria; Squamata; Lacertidae.
ACUUGGGGGAGGGGUCAUUGCGCAGGCGCAACCCUCUCAAAUAUGGCAACCGCCAGACCCGCUGGGAUCCCUCCCGCCUCCCAGAGGCCACGCCCCCUCCCGCCUCCCCUUCAGUGACAGUCUCAAGCCCCGGUUUCCCCCAGCGAGGGAGGCGGCAACCUACCCGACGCCAUCCCGGUCAGCGACCCCGGAGGGGAAAGAGGUGCGGCCGGACAGCAUGGCUUCAAGGAUCGCACCUCUGCUGGGCCUGUUCCUCCUCGCCAUCUCCACCACCAGCGUCUCGCAUGCUCAAAGCUCAAAGGCCUUCCAGAGGAAGCACGUCACGUUCCUGGAUCACAUAGACCACAACCAAUGCAACAGUGAGAUGCGGAACAAGCGGAUCUCCCAGACCGACACCGGGUGCAAGCGGCUCAACACUUUCAUCCAUGCUCCCGAGCAAGUCGUCGACCAAGCAUGCACGUCGGGGGAGCCAUACGUGAUCCGAAACCAGGAAUACAAAAAGAGCCCCCAAAAGUUCCGCAUCACAAACUGCAGGCUCUCUCAGGAACACGGGAACGACUGUGAAUACGUGGCGGAAGCUAGCAGCUUGAGAUACAUUGUUGUGGCUUGCGACCAAAAUGGCCGGCCGGUCCAUCUGGAGAGGACGCUCACCGAUGCAGCUGCCGGAAAGCCAGGCGACAAGCAGCCGAGUUUGAACCCAACCAAGAAACCAUCUAAUUCUGCAAGUGUAAUAAGUGCCCAUUGGAUUCGAGGGCAGGGAUGUUUGUGCAUGGGGCGUUUGGGGGGAGUGCUGCUGUUUCUUUCCUUUGUCCUCUUCUGGUGCCUUUAAGAAGCAAAUUAUUGGAAGACAAGCUUGUCUCUGCUGCAUUUCCUCUGGUCAGGCUCCUGUGGAAGACUCAAGAGUGCAGGGCUGGUAGGAAAUGGUGAAAGCCAGGGAGCCCUACAAUUUCUGUUGCCAUGCUUACACAGUGAGUGUCUUCUUCUGAGAAGAUCCAAGGAGCUCUGCAGGGUAAUACCAAUGUAAAUCUAGACCAGCAUCCUCCAACCAACCAAUGGCCAGCCAGAUGUUCACAUAAGAACCACCUGCUGGUCAGGCCAAUGGCUCACCUGGUUUAGCAUCUUGUUAUCAUGGUGGCCAAGCAGAUGCCCUCGAGUAUUUAGCUCUUGCUGCAAGAACUAUUGAAGAAAAUAGUUAUUGAUCUUUUCAAAUUACAUUUAUUGCAUAACUCAAUAAAAUAAGUUCUAAACUGGCACAUUUUUUGUGAUUCUAUGCACUUCAUUUAUGGUAUCAGGCCAGCCUUUCUGAAGACUGAGGGUUGCCCCCAACAUUAUUCAAAGAGGGAAGUAGAGUGGGUUCCACCUCUGGAAAAUUGGGGCCGUCUCGUCACAUCCAAUACACCUAAGGAGAAAACUGAACUUUUGAACUUGCCUGUAUGUAACUUAAAAGGUUGCACGAAUGUACCAGGGACAACUUAGCCCAGGAUCUGCAAUGAAAUGUAUGUCGUUGCCUUUGCUCACCCAGCAAUGGGUGGUGAUUGUUGAGCCUCUUCCUUUGGGUCUUUGUCCUUGCAAGGUCACCUACAUGGAGACGAUUUAAAUCACCUCUGUGAGUUAAGAAGGCUGGCAUUGUUAACAAAGUAAAUGGAUGUAAGCCAAGCAGAAGGCAAAAUUUAAUACAUGCCGAAAAUACAAUAAAUAGUGUUGCAAGAGCCAUCU